AGUUCGUCCUUCUAGUUCUACGUGAUUUUCACCUUGUGUGAUGUCCCCGGUCGCUUUUCUUUCAUUUUGUAGAAUUUUGUAGUCAGUCACUGAAAAAUGCUAUCGAGCAGGUGCUUCAGAGUCGCAGCUUAGAAGAAGUAGGACUUACUUUUAGUACAAAACCACAUCACAAGUUUGGAAAAGUAGCGAUGGCAUCCUCGUGCAUUGUCCGCCCGGGGCUACUCGUGUUGCAUGACACUGGGCGCUUUGGGGUGGUGAAGAAAGUCGUUAACACGAGCCCGGAAAGCGCAGCUGCGGUGGCUAACAAUGUUGAUAUCCACGCGGAGAACAAGAAGGUUCCCAAUCCUACUAGCUGUGACGCGAAGAAAAACAUAACCAACAAUAAAGCGCACGCUUUCAGUGAGAGAGCGCGCAGCUACUGUGAUGACGCGGGCGACCUCCUGAGGGAAUCUUCGCAGGUUGUUGUGCAGUACCUCGACGAGGAAGGGAACAAUGAGCACGAAAAUAAACGUGAGCACCGUGUUCCCUUGUCGCAGCUCCAGGGAAUCGAGAUCAGCUUCCUUUGGUCCAUUCCAAACCUGAACUCCACCCAGCAAGCCGCGCGGAUCUGCGCAUCGCUGUCGUCCGUAAACCAGCAAGUGCACGUGCACGGUUUGAAGCCACAGAUGCUGGUCAGUUACUCCUUCGGCGAUCUCAUUUCGGACCAGGACAAAACGGAGAUUCUGAACCUGUUUCAGUACCUGGAAACAAAAAGUCCGAUGUAUUCGAAGGACCGGAGCCUGAAGUGUGUGCUGCAGCGAACUGCUGCUGGUCCCGCUAUCUCAUCUUCGGCUGGUGGUAGUACUACUUCUACCACACGACGGACAUCAGCGUCUACAGGCAGUGUCACGACGUCGUCCAACAUUCAUGAUGUUGUCGGAGCCGAGGCUGCGGAUUCUGACGACCGCUCUUGUAAGGAAAAUCACGUGAAUUUGAGUAGCAUGGAGCACUACCACCACUUGUUCCGGCAUUUUGUUCCAAGCAGCCGCAGAACCCCCGCUGGAAGCGUUUUUACUGGAAGUCGGCGAGGGCAAGUGGAGCCUAGGGUGAACUUGCUCGACUCUUGGGUAUUUUUUCACGGUGACGCUAACGUGUUGUCCGGCCCGCUCAAACUGCGUCAAUUUCUUGACCAAUUCUGUGUCGCGGCGCUACAAAAGAAAAGACAUGGCUACAAGACCAUGACGGUGGCCGGCGAUGUUUUGCUAUUGGGAGAAAAGAAUCACCGCAGUUCAUCUGCGGGAUCAGAUGUUGAUUUGAAAUUCGACAUCCCGUCCGUGACCAGAGCGUACGCGUCCGGCGACACGGGUAAGAUGCAAGUGCUGCAAUUCUCCACGACGAAGAAAGAACAAGAUCCCCGGGACCUGCUGCUGAAGAUCGUUGGAGAGAAGACAGUUCUGAAGGACUCAUUCUCGUUGUCCGGCGACAUUCGAGAGUUUGCGAUUCACGCCGACUGCUUGCAGGAGUUUUUCUCUGUCGCGGCAGCACGACCUUGUAGUGCGGGCACAGCAGCUCCUGCAACAGGUUCUUCACAACAGCCAGGAAUUUGCAAGAACGGCGCCGGAAUAAAGCUACCGCUGGAACAUCAAGAAUCUACGAGCGACCUGGUCGAAUUAUCUCCUGUCGAACAAGAUCUAAGUCUCGAUGUUGUGCAGGCGAAGUGCGGGCUGUUAACAACGCGGGUCGCGGACACUGCGCUCUACUACUUCUUAAGAGACUACAAUCGCGAGGUAGAGGAUGCAGAAGCUGCGCUCGACGCAGAGGACACGGCUGCCGAUACGACCGAGGCUGGUGAAGAUGUGCUUGUUGCAAAGAAAAAAAUACAAAAAGCCGCGAAGGAGAAAUGGAUCUCGGAGAACUACUGGAUGCAGUUGCGGACCGGCGCUGCAGCAGAUAUCGCGGAAAGCGAGGAGGACUCGCAGCACUAUUGGCUGACCUACAUCGCAGCGGACAGCCACGGUGGUGGACUAGUAGUCCCCUCUAGCACGCAUUCCCUGGUGUCGAAGCCGGCCUUUGCAGUCACGAGUAGCACGACCUCCGCUUUGGUUCGGGAGUCCAUGGUGACGGAAUUUGACGACGACCUUUUAGGACGUGUUGAAGCCUAUGCCCUCGGGUGGCAGAGCAUGCUGCCGUUCCUUUCUCCCGCAGAGCGCCGCCAGUUGUUUGCGACUUUGCGCGAGAAUCUGGAAAUGCUGGUUUGCUUCUUCUACGGACUGGCAGUGCCUGCACGGAAUUGCACAUCAGGAGAAGCGCUUGCUUCGAACAAGAGCAGGCAAAGUGAUGGUCUUGCGCCGAAUUAUCUUGCCACUCGGUUUGGUGGAACACUGGCGAAGGUCAAUGCAGCGGAGAAGCGAGAGCCGACCGCGUUCGCUCCGCCAUCGCGAACAACAGGAGCUGCUGGUGGCUCUUCUUCAACAUCAACUAGUAGAAAACCAGAAACGCUUCUGCCACCUGAGGAGGAAGGGAACGACCGGACGAACACGAACACCAGCAGCGACUGGAGCAAUAUUAAAGACGCUCCUUCUGGUCUUUAUGCAGCUCGCGAGAAGCUGGACCCGCUUGCUUUUGCAGACUUUCAGUUUUCUUUGCCGGAAGACAUUUUCGGGACGGACAAGCAGGUGCAGUUGAACAUGAGGGAUGUGAACGACGCAAUGGCGGAUCUGAUGGAGUUGCAUUCCAUGGUCGAGGCCCGCGCAGAGAAGGCCGCCGAAGAACAGCACAAGCACAAAGAUGACGAGGAGGCUGAAGAUGCAGAAGAGGGUUUUUUCGCUCCGAAAUUAGAACGGCAGCUUCUGGCAAUGGAACAAGAGGAAGAGGAUGAAGCGUUAGAAUUUGUAGCGCAGCAGCAUGAAGACGACGCAGCUGCAAAUGCGACAGGCGAUUCCCAGGGGCGUGGCGUGACGAAAUCUGCGCAAGAGCACCAGCGCCUCGUGCCGUCUCUGGAGAUGCUGAAAGAAAAGGCGGCCGAAGGCGAGCUGGCGAAGAAGGUGACGAGUUCGUCACCCCGAGAGAAGAGUGCGACCGAUGGUGUUCUUGAUAAGACCAACAACUACAUCAGUAGUGACACGCUGUCACCAGAAGAAGACGUGAGCUUGAAACUGAAGCCUGCUGCGAUAGAGAACUUGAACAAACUACAAGUAACCGCGGGCGAGGAUGCGGAACAGAUCGGCGUGAUCGAAAUCCCAAGUCCGAGCCGCAGCGGGCGUGUGCGAACUUUUCCAAUCCACCGGAGUAUCAAACUGGAAGGGGGCAGCCACGAGGAAGAAGACGCAGGAGACGAGCUCGUUGAGGAUGUAGCCAUGAACGGGCUUGACCUUGACGGCGGCAACGGCAAGAAAGCCGAGCAAGCAGGAAAAAUAUCGCCUGCUGGUGGUGCUGUCGCGGAUGGUGCGUCCUCCUCUCGGUCUACAGGAACUGCGACUUCUGCUGCGGACUCGCGGCAGAGCACCGAAGCGGGAAGUCAGGAAUCGUCGACGAAUGGCGGUCCUUCUUGCACCAGCGAAACAGAAAGUCUCUCGAGUGCCGUGACCUCCGCGAGGAGUGCGAGCGCGGCCACUGCUGCUGCGAGCGUGGCUGAGAGCACAACACAGAAAGCAGGAACAAAGUCUAAGGCGGUGAGCAAGAUCAUCAAACCCAGCCGGCGCAAGGGUACUGUUGUCGACUACCAAAAAGGAAUGGGCAAAGCCGCAACUGAAUUCCAGCAGUACCUACGUGCUAUCCAGCCGGAUUUGGCCUGGCGGAUCGCAGAGCGAUUUGGUAUUCCGGUCGUUGACGAUGCGGAGACGAAGGUGCGAAAGCAUUUCGCCGGCGAAAUCCGCCAGCUUGCGGAACAAUGGAUGCUCGAAGUGCCGCCGGCGUUUGGGGAGUAAGCAGCUCCAAUUCCAUGCGGAGAGCGACAGAAACUGAAGACACAUAUCAUCUCGUGUCUUGAUGAUUGCCGGAAAGAAUUUCAAAUUGUUAACGACCUUCUUUUUCUUUCAGGAAGAAGUAUACGACGUUUUUUUUUGAAUUAUUGAAGAUCAGAAACUGUCAUGAGCAGUAGAAGGGCAGAGAUUUUUUGAGAACGAAGAUAAGAGAUGAUCUGAGGUGGAUCACGUACUUCUUUUUCUAGAACGCUAGAAUGAAAUACGAAAACGAAUACCACGAAUGUGAAUCUUUCAUCAAAUAAGACGGAACGAUAUCCACUGAAGUAGAAAGUUGCUCUUGUUGCUUCCUCCAGCGAAAAAAGUACAUUUUCAGUUGACCAAGUUAUGCAGCACGUCAGCCUGUGUCUGUUGCUAUCCUUUUGUAAUUGAAUUCGAAACUGCCAACUUCGUGCAUUAGUUCGUUGAUUAUUGACUUGCGUGCGGGUAUCGCUGCCUCGGAAAAACGAACAAUAAAUGGGAUGCGCCAGCACCAGAGGCGCUAUCUCAUCUCACAUUCGUCUAAUGUUGCAGACCACUGGAAGCAGCGCAAGCAAGUAGCA
Molecule: messenger RNA, 4501 nt
Organism: Amoebophrya sp. A120
Lineage: Eukaryota; Dinophyceae; Syndiniales; Amoebophryaceae
Source: the annotation of a GenBank genome assembly